Chara braunii is the source of this 3911-nucleotide messenger RNA. The record is from the annotation of a GenBank genome assembly. Lineage: Eukaryota; Viridiplantae; Streptophyta; Charophyceae; Charales; Characeae.
AUGUAUUUAUAAUCGCCAUUGUUCGGCUCUUGGUUAUGGGUUUGCAACUGGGCUUUGGGAUUCACAUGUACACAGGAAUCCACGAUUUCAAGAAGAUAACGGAUUUCGACGAAGACAUGGGGAACAAGCGUGUGGUUGAGUGCAUCCACUGCACAUUUUACUUUCUUGUUCUCCACUCAGCGCUGGUGACGCUGCUGAUCUUCUUCUCCUUUUUCAAGGCGUUGCUGUGCCCAUUUGUUUCCUGGAUUCGUGGAGUCUGUUGGUCUUGUGGCGGUGGUUGUAAGGGAGGUUGUGUGGGUGGCGGUUGUGGGAGGACCUGCUGCUCGUUAAGCAGGGUUCCGUUGAUGGAACGUGUGGAUAGAGCGCAGAGGGCCAUGGAGAUGGGCGUGACUUGGUACGUGCAUCGCCAUCAGCACUGGUACUUCACUGCAGUCGAAGCUCAGGCGAAGAAACAGGACUGUGGACUUCAGGGGUACUGGUUUCUCUCGGUGAAGGAGCUUGUAAAACAGGUGGGUGACCACCUGCCUGACCUGGCCGAUGAGAAUAGGUACGCGGCGUCAAAGCGACGAGGAAGAAAGGUCGGGAAGCAGCUGACUAUGGCCUUGGAUUCUCUUCUGGAGCUGUCGAGAGAACAGAGGGUGUGCGACUGCGGGGAUGAUAGCUCACCAGAUGAGACGGCCAGUUACCUGAAGGACUUGCCUCAGACAAGUCGUUGCAGGCACGACGUGGACGCGUGCCGGGACUUUGCACAAGCUGGAGGCUAUCUUGUGAUGCUGCAGGUGCUGAAUUCUUGCCCGGAGGACUCAGACGACGUACACCUGGCCGCUUCUAUCUUGUCAGGAUUUGCUGCAGGUCUGUCGGUCCUGACCUGGCAACCUGGCCAGUCGCAGGAGAUAGUAGAAAUGCUGGAGCACGAAGACUUCUGCUGUUGUACGAGGCAAGUGCUCAAGCGCUUGGGUAAGUUGAUGCAGCGAACUAUCGUUCCAAAAGGGAAGGGUCAUUGUAAUCCGCAAACGAUCGUUCCAAAGGGCAAAGAGGAUUGUAAUGCGGAACGCACUCAGCGGCUGCAAGAAGCGCUCGUGUCAGCAAUCUGUUCGUAUGCGCACGCAGCGAGCGACAUUGCCGCACACCUCCAGUGGCAUGCAUCUAAGGUUGCACGAGCAGGUCGCGCACAAGCUUCUAGUGUUGCACAAGCAGGUAGCGCACAAGCUUCUAGUGUUGCACAAGCAGGUAGCGCACAGGGGAACGGCAUCGUAAAUGUUGAUGACGAGCGUAAGAAGCACCUGCGUAUGCUAAGUAAUGCCUUCACCACUUUCUGUCCUGUCGGAUGGUUCCUCGAAGUGCAGUUUCCUCAAUUUCAAGCAGUCUCUGACGGCUGGUUUCUCUGGUUGGAGACAGUAAGGUGGGAACUAACGCAUGGAGGUGAUGGCAUCAUUUUGACGACCCUGAUGGACUGCGCAAGUCGUCCAUCAGACUUCCCACGCAAGGUGGUGGCUGACUCCAUCAGGACCCUCUCCUCUCUCUUCUCCCGCAGGAUGAUCUAUUGGCACCGGUUCGAUAUGCGGCACGAGGAGCUACCGGACCCCUUCGUCAGAAUCACACCUCUCAAGAACUCAGCAGAUCUGCGAGAAGGACUGAAAAAACUUGUUGUCCAGUGCUGCAAUGAGGAUGAUCCAUUAUUUUCGGUGCCGGUGUUCUCGAAGCUGCAGCUAGCCAAGAUGCUUAUCUCUCAAGACAUAAGGGAUAAUGACGAGAAGGUGGUCCAGGUGCUGUUGUUGUGCUUGCGUUGUUGGAGGCGAUCUCUGGGUGCCAAGGAGCUUGAUUGGCUGGCGUGCGAAACUGUGGAGAUGCUCAGAGAUGUGGUAAGAAGUUCUCACAAUCCAGCGGAAAUCAGCAGGUUCAUUGCCAGCUCGCCUGGGGGGCUUGAAUGCCUCACUCUGAUGCUCCAACCUCGAUUCCCUAGGAUUGCCGCUAUUCGAGUGGACACCGAACAAGACACCUCUGACGCACCGGUGGCACCUUUGUCUGGGGACGAAGGUAGGGGUCCCUCCGCCGAGGGUCAGGUCGACGCAGCUAGCUCCUCCUCCAGCGCUUCCAAGGGCGCAUUCAGAAAUUUGUUCAGGCAUGUCACCGACGCGAGGUGGGCCGGGGAUAAGCAGGUUUCCAUUCGGUACUCCGCCCCUGCUGUAGGGCUAUUACAAGACAUCAUCACCACCACUAGCGGAGGCGAUCAGGACACAAGAGAGGUGCUCAAUCAGAAUUUCUCGGCGUUCCUUUCUAGUCUAAUGUGCGUGAUGAUGAAUCUCACCAAUGUCAAACUACAAGGCCGGAGUUUGACUCACGGAUCAGCGGAAGGGCAGAGGUGCUGUAGUGGGCCUUGUGGUCGGUCCGAGACGGGUCAAGCUUGCGCAAAGAGGUGGUUUCGACAGAUCUUAGUCGGCUUCGUGCUGCUAUUUGUGGAGUCGCUCGGUCAUCCAGCCUGGCACCCGCCUUGUUCAUGCAUGGAGAAAAUAAGCAGUGUUUCUGAGGAGGAACAGGACAACAUCAUAGAGCACCUGGAACUGAAUGUGAAUAUCCUGCUUGGAGCGAGAUACGCCGUGAGUUUGGUUAACCAUCUCAUCGAUUCUCGCCGGGAGAGGCUCAGUCUGGCGGAAGUGAAACUGCUUAUCGAUCCAUUGCUUUGGUUGCGUCAAGUCCGAGCUCCUCAGCUGCAUUUAGUUCUUGCACUUCGAGAUUGGAACGAGGAGAUUAAAAGAACUAUUACGAGGUUGCUUCAUAACAUUAAACCUUUUAUACAGGGUAAGGUGGAAAGCAGUGCACCGUCGCAAGAAGAGAAAGAAGUGUGGAAGGCUUUUCUGGGCAAGCUCGAAGAGCAGGAGAAAAAGGAGCAACAAGAGAGAAGAAACAGGCCUCAGGACGAACCCACCGACAGCGGCGACAGGCAAAUUCAUCAGGCGAGGGGGGGUCAACUGGGUACGGGAAGGCAAAAACAGGGGACGACAACUUCAAGGCCACCUUCUCACCCGCUGACCAUCGGAGGGGCUGGAGCCCAAGGGGGUGGAACCAGUGACCAGAAUGCAGAUGACAAUGGCGACCAGCUUUCUCACAAUAGGAGACAAAAGGGGAGGGGGAGGGGGAGGGGGAGGGGGAAAUUCUUGCCUGAUGAUAGUGAUCAAAAUCGCAACAUGGAGCUGGCCAGGAAGCAGAACGUGAGCAGCGCAGAAGGUACCAACCAGGGUGUUGCGUCGGAUGCAACCCCUUCGGGCAGGCCCAUUCUAUCGACGGAUGGGAUUGACAAGUCUAUGCAGCAGGCGUCCAGUAGUGGGGACGCACGUGAUGCUGGGAGGCAAGAUCCUGUUUCAAGUGACGCUUACGGUGAAAGCACAAGUGCUCAGCAGAGUCAACACACAGGAGAAUUGGCCCAAUUGGGAUCUGGAUCUACGAGUGCCCAGCAUGUCCAGGAGACGUCAGACUCCACUGCAGGAGUGCGUAGUACGGAAAGCAGCAGUCACGAUGCAUCUCAAGCCAGCAGAGGAGAGAGCACAAGCGCACAGGAGAACAGCUCUCUAACAAGGCUACCUCCUGCCGUGAGCGGCCAAGCAGACACCGCCGAUCCUGAAGACAAGAACGGGAAGCGCAUGCCCUUGCUUGCAUGAUGAAUUGAGAUGUCUUCAUCUGACUCAGACUGACUGACCAGCAUAUCCGAUGAUUAAGCUGGACAUCUUUGGACUGAUCAGAACCGAUACUAUACAUGAUCUUCGCCCAAAGGAGGUCUGCGGCCCCUUGUUGGAGAAGAGGUCUGGGAUGUAUAUGAACCGAUACUACGUGUUUGUACUUUGAUCUUUAUGUGUAUGGGACGCUGGACCCGUUUUCCAGCACGUGAUGCUCCCCACGAAUAGAUGGAGUAAAAU